Rotaria sp. Silwood2 is the source of this 870-nucleotide messenger RNA. The record is from the annotation of a GenBank genome assembly. NCBI's taxonomy places the organism in Eukaryota, Metazoa, Rotifera, Eurotatoria, Philodinida, Philodinidae.
AUGUUUGCUAAUUCAUUAAGUUGGCCAAUAACUAUGGAGACGGCAAUUCAAAGAAGUCUCUCAAUAGUAAGCAAAGUGAUUACACUAGGCAGAUUUAUCUUCGCAGCUUUAUACCUACGUGCAACCAAUAGAUGGAAUAUUGCAAGAAUACCAAUAGCUAAUGUCGACUUUCCUUUAAGUGAUAUGGCUGAUAACUGUCAUACUGAAAUCUGUUAUGGAACGUUGAACAAGAAGAAAACACAACAGCUGCUAGAAAAAUGUCGUCACGAAGAUGUAACUGUAACAUCUGCUGUUAGCAGUGCCGUUCUAUGCGCUGCUUCUAGGCUAGUAAAAUCUGAAGAAGAUUAUCCAUCCGUAUUACACAUAUCCAUGGGAGCCAAUACUCGUAAACGAUGCGUACCACCCAUUUCUAAUCACGAUCUUAGUUAUCAAGUAUCAGGUAUUAUGUCGUUUAUAAUGCCUACAAGAGAUAUACCAACAACUUCCAGAGGCAUGUGGCAACUUGCAAAAGCAUUCGGAGACUAUCUAAAGACGUCAAUCAAUGCUGGUCAAAUUUUUGCUAUUGGUAUGAUCAUGGGAAAGAUCUUCCAGAAGACUUUAGGCCCACCCAAUUUUGCCGAACUUCCUACUUGUGCUAUCUCUAGUUGGGGUGUUUUGCCAUUUUCUGAAGACUAUGGAAGAUGGAAACUUGUGGUUAUGAUUCCUUUUGUCAACAUGAUUCGAGGAGGCAUGCCAUUCACUAUGUUACAAACUGUCAAUGGAGUCUUGACAAUUACGUACGUUGGAGCCGAACCUCUCAUUCCAAUAAGCAUUUUAGAAGAUUUGCGUGAUGGCACAGUGCAGAAAUUACAUCAGAUGAUUGAAGAUUGA